CAAUGGACUUUUUGAAAUGACCUCAAAGAGUUCUCCCUUUCUGCAGCCCCCUGCCUCGGCUGUCUAAUUCAAACUCUCAUUUCUCUCAUCCACCCUUGCUCAGUUUUUCCUUCUUUGAAACAGCAUGUUGAAUCCAGGUAUUCUCCUGUGUGGUCUUAUGGCUUUAGAUGAUGAUGAGUUAGAGGAAGAAGAAGAAGAGGCAUUAGAAGUUGUGAGGUUUGCAGGCCUUCUGUUCAAGAGCCCACCUCAACUGCUUCAUUACGUUAGUACCUCACUGCCUCCCGCCUACCAAGAUGAAGAAGAUGAGGAGGAAGAGAGAACUGAUAUUCGAGAACUGGCUGCUUUUCCCAAAGUUGUCUGUGUAGGUGACACCUUCGGGCCUGAUUGCAGCUUGAGCUGUGAGGACUGCAUGAACGGAGGCAGAUGCCGGGGAGGGGAGCCUGGGUGCUCCUGCCCAGCAGGCUGGAGUGGCGUUCUGUGUAAUGAAAGUAAGUGAUACCCUGAAGAAUUGGUAAGAGGGUCAUAUGUUCUCCUGGCAAACUACCAGUGGGUUCUCCUAGACUGUGUUCUCCCUACAACGUUUUAACAAGGAAAGCCAUUGAC
Molecule: messenger RNA, 603 nt
Organism: Phyllostomus discolor (pale spear-nosed bat)
Lineage: Eukaryota; Metazoa; Chordata; Mammalia; Chiroptera; Phyllostomidae
Product: EGF-like and EMI domain-containing protein 1
Exons: 2
Coding region: 125-496 (123 amino acids)
Source: RefSeq, a predicted model, not a curated record